GCAAGACCAAGCCCCUUUCUAAAAUGGCGCCUUCCAGACUCCCUCUUCUCCCGCUGCGCUUUCCAUCGCUUUCUUUCUCUCCGUCUUCUUCUUCUUCUUCUUCUUCUUCGUCAAACCCUCGGCGAGGAGCUCUUCUUCGACUAUAAAUAUGGCGUCUUUGAAAAGGAAUCCUCCAAAGAAACCUUAUUCUCUGCUUUGCUUCUUCUUCUUCUUCUUCUGCUACGAUGGGAUCCAUUUCUAAUCCGCCUAGCAUCUUUGAUCUGCGCAGCUCGCUGUCCUCCGUCUCUGCUCCGGCGAAGAACGGAAACGGUGCCAUAUCUAGGUCUGAUCGGCCGAUGGCGCUUGAUUUGAAGCUUAACCAACGGAAGAUCGUACAUGGUGAUGCUGGUUAUGUGCUUGAGGAUGUGCCUCAUUUGACUGAUUAUAUCCCUGAUGCUCCUAAUUAUCCUAACCCACUGCAAGAUAAUCCGGCCUAUUCCGUUGUCAAACAGUACUUUGUUAAUACAGAUGAUACGGUUGCUCAGAAGAUUGUGGUUCAUAAGGGUAGUCCUAGAGGAACCCAUUUCCGGAGAGCUGGGCCACGCCAGAAGGUGUACUUUGAGUCAGAUGAGGUACACGCGUGCAUUGUAACAUGUGGAGGUUUGUGCCCAGGGCUUAACACAGUAAUUAGGGAAAUUGUCUGUGGCUUGGCCCAUAUGUAUGGUGUAACCAAGAUACUUGGGAUAGAGGGUGGAUAUAGGGGCUUUUAUGCUCGCAACACAAUUUCCUUGACACCUAAGAGCGUAAAUGAUAUCCACAAACGUGGUGGCACCAUUCUUAGUACAUCUCGAGGUGGUCACGACACUUCAAAGAUUGUUGAUAGCAUUCAAGACCGUGGUAUUAAUCAGGUAUACAUAAUUGGAGGAGAUGGAACUCAAAAGGGUGCCUCUGUUAUUUUUGAGGAAAUUCAAAGGCGUGGUCUCAAAGUUGCUGUGGUUGGCAUCCCAAAGACAAUUGAUAAUGACAUUGCGGUUAUUGACAAGUCCUUUGGUUUUGAUACUGCUGUUGAAGAGGCUCAAAGGGCAAUCAAUGCGGCACAUGUAGAGGCUGGAAGUGUUGAGAAUGGUAUUGGGGUGGUAAAGUUGAUGGGUCGAUAUAGUGGUUUCAUUGCAAUGUACGCCACCCUUGCAAGUCGAGACGUGGACUGUUGCUUGAUUCCAGAGUCACCCUUUUAUUUGGAAGGAAAAGGGGGACUUUUUGAAUUUAUCGAGAAGCGCCUUAAAGAGAAUGGCCAUAUGGUUCUUGUUGUUGCAGAAGGUGCAGGGCAGGAACUUAUUGCUGAAAGUAUGCGGUCCAUGAACCAUGAAGACGCAUCUGGAAAUAAACUACUUCUAGAUGUUGGGCUAUGGCUGUCACAGAAAAUAAAGGAUCACUUCUCUUGCAAAGGAAAGAUGACGAUAAACCUUAAAUAUAUUGAUCCAACAUACAUGAUACGUGCUGUUCCAGCCAAUGCAUCAGACAAUGUGUACUCCACUUUGCUGGCUCACAGUGCUCUUCAUGGGGCAAUGGCAGGCUACACUGGCUUUACUGUUGGGCCUGUUAAUGGCCGGCAUGCUUAUAUACCCUUCUAUCGGGUGACUGAAGCACGGAACAAUGUGGUGAUAACAGACAGGAUGUGGGCUAGGCUGCUCUCAUCGACAAACCAGCCAAGCUUUCUAACCCUCAAAGACAUCGAAUCAGUUAGGAAUGUAUACUCGCCUAAGUAUUUGCCUCCUAUAAAGGAACCAAUUUAUAAUGGCUUGCCUAAUAGUGGUUCUGCUGAAGAACAUCAUGAUGACCAAGUUGCAGAUGAGAGCAGUUUGGUUAACCAGAUAUCUGGUGCCACAACCAAACAUUAAAAUUAUUCUUUCCUUUUUUUUAUAUUAUAUUAUUAUUAAUACUUUUCCAGUUUAUUACAAGAGAGAGCAGAAGAGAGCUUUUCAAAGGUUGUUUUGUUGUUGUGCUCAGUUUGCACAUUUAUGGCUGGUUGUAGUUCACUCCAACAAAGUAAUUGCCAUACUCUUAUCUACUAUUACCAACCUAUCCUUGAAUAAAAAGGCUAUUAUUGUAA
Dioscorea cayenensis subsp. rotundata (Guinea yam) is the source of this 2089-nucleotide messenger RNA. RefSeq names its product ATP-dependent 6-phosphofructokinase 6-like. The coding region runs from base 225 to 1877 and encodes 550 amino acids. The transcript has 14 exons. The record is from RefSeq and is a predicted model, not a curated record. Gene Ontology annotation, biological process: glycolytic process; fructose 6-phosphate metabolic process. Gene Ontology annotation, cellular component: cytoplasm. Lineage: Eukaryota; Viridiplantae; Streptophyta; Magnoliopsida; Dioscoreales; Dioscoreaceae. Gene Ontology annotation, molecular function: ATP binding; 6-phosphofructokinase activity.